This is a messenger RNA of Alnus glutinosa, 916 nucleotides long. Its product is annotated as ras-related protein RHN1-like. Lineage: Eukaryota; Viridiplantae; Streptophyta; Magnoliopsida; Fagales; Betulaceae. The transcript has 7 exons. The record is from RefSeq and is a predicted model, not a curated record. Gene Ontology annotation, molecular function: GTP binding; GTPase activity. Bases 122 to 724 code for a protein of 200 amino acids.
ACAUGCCGUAGAGCUUUCCCUUUAUGAAUACUUCAUAUAAAUUUUGUUUUCAACCCACAACGCCCUCUCUCUCUCUCCCUCGCUCUGAUAAACUUGUACAGUUCUCAUCGGAGUAGUCAAAAUGGCAAAGCCUGGCAACAAGAUUAUACAAGCCAAGCUGGUGCUUCUAGGGGACAUGGGAACUGGGAAGACCAGUUUGGUCUUAAGAUUUGUCAAAGGCCAGUUUUUUGAUCACCAGGAACCAACUAUUGGAGCAGCUUUUUUCACUCAGAUACUGUCCUUAGCUGAAGCCACAGUGAAGUUUGAUAUAUGGGAUACUGCAGGACAAGAGCGAUAUCAUAGCUUGGCUCCUAUGUAUUAUCGUGGUGCUGCUGCAGCUGUAGUAGUGUAUGACAUAUCAAGCAUGGAUACAUUCACUCGAGCCAAAAAAUGGGUUCAAGAACUGCAAAGACAAGGAAAUCAAAAUUUGGUGAUGGCAUUGGUUGCAAACAAGUCUGACUUGGACGCAAACAGAGAGAUCGAGACUGAGGAGGGAGAGCAAUUUUCUCAAGAAAAUGGGAUGUUUUUCAUCGAAACAUCUGCAAAAACCGCACAGAAUAUUAAUGAGCUCUUCUAUGAAAUAGCAAAAAGACUGGCAAGAGCAGCCCCUGCAAAGCGAAGUGGGAUGAAUCUAAACAAUGAAACACAAGGUAGAAGAAGAAAACUACUUUGUUGUUCAUUUUGAUAUCCCUAUCAUCUCAGGAGUGUUUGAGUAACCAAUGAUAUGAAGCUCCUCUUCACUUUCAUUGUAAUAACAUGCUCAUUUUUCAGAACCGGGUCAUUUCUUAAAGUCCCAUAUUCAGGUACUUCCAAUAUCUGUAAAGAAAUUGCUCACACAAAAUCAAAUUUGAUAUAAAGGAACAUAGUUCAAGGACAA